UGAUCGAUCAGCUUCUUCUCUCUUCCUCUCUCCGAUCUCGAAGCGAGCCUUAUUAUGAGGACGGCAGCAGGUUUCCACGAGACCGGUGGAACAAUUGAGGCAGCGGCGCCUUCCUCCGCCCCCGGCGGGCCCCACUCGCCGUGGCAGUCGCCGGUCCCCUACCUCUUCGGCGGCCUGGCGGCGAUGCUCGGCCUUAUCGCCCUCGCCCUCCUCAUCCUGGCCUGCUCCUACUGGAAGCUCUCCGGCUACCUCGACCCCGGCAACGAUGACGACGACGCCACCACCAACUCCGACCACGAGAAGCCUGCCGACGCCACCGCCGGCAAGGACCCCACCUUCCUCGACGACCGGUUCCUCGUCAUCAUGGCCGGCGAUCAUGCCCCCACCUUCCUCGCCGUCCCCAUUGCCGGCCGCCUAGCCGACAACACUACCACCUCCGCCUACGGAAACCUCGACGAAGAAGACAAGCAGCCGGAGGGUGCAGCGACUCCCCUACCCCAAUCCCAAUCCCAAACCCGAGAACAGUAGCCACAGAUUUCUCCCUUCACCUCUUUUCAGGUGCAUUUUGCAUGAUCCGGGAAUGUAAAUUUCUGAGUAAUAUUCGAGUCUUUGUUUACAUUCGUUC
Musa acuminata subsp. malaccensis (wild Malaysian banana) is the source of this 625-nucleotide messenger RNA. RefSeq names its product protein GLUTAMINE DUMPER 3-like. The record is from RefSeq and is a predicted model, not a curated record. Gene Ontology annotation, biological process: regulation of amino acid export. NCBI's taxonomy places the organism in Eukaryota, Viridiplantae, Streptophyta, Magnoliopsida, Zingiberales, Musaceae.